GAAGUAUCCUGAAUGGUCAGUGAAGGAGCUGGAGAAACAGUUAAUUCAGACCGUUACUCUGUCGGCUGAAGUGGAGAAAAAACUGCCUCAAACUCGGAGCAUUCAGAGACUGGAGGUGAAAAAGGAUGAAUACCAGAAACUGGGAAAUCUUCCUGACAACUUGGCUGUAGAAAAAGUGAAAGCAUUGGUGAAACAAAGGGACCUGCAGGCCUCGUCUUCCCCCACAGUUGACAGCACGCUGCAUCCUUGCCAAGACAUUUCCAGUCCAUGUGACGUUUCAAGCUCAGGGAUCCCUGCAUUUCACGAUGACAUGUCAGACUCUGCUGAUCAUAACCAACCACAACAUCAACGGCAGGAGGAGAUGACUGAAAUGGAGUAUAACCAUGAAGAUGAUCCAGCUGUGGCCGGUGGUCAUUCAGUUAGAGGGAGCAGCUCGGAUGAAGAAGACAUCCAAGUAGAUGAGGAGAUUGAGGAGGAGGCUGAGACUUUAAUGGAAACCGAUCCAGAUCAGUGGACUCAAGCUGAAGACAUGGCUGAUAUUGCCCAAGAAGAACAGUUUUCAGAUGCCAAGUCUCCACCUCAUGUUGAAGUUACAACCGCUCUUCAAACUUCUGAAUCAGAGACCAUCCUAAAAAGCACAGAGAAGAGUUGUUCAACCGAGUUACUAAGAAGACAGAGCAUCGAAGCCGCCAGUUUGAUCCAGGAUCAGCCACAGUUGAUGAGCUGCAGCAGAUUUAACCAAGAGCCUGUUCUAGGAAGUAAAGAUGAGGAUGAAGCAGAAACUCUCCAACUGCAUCAGCUUAAGGAGCAAAAUAACAACCAGCCUCAGAAAAUCACAGUUACAGUGGAUGACCCUGAAGCAAAGGUGGACAUAGGGUCAAAGAGUGGCGAUCAUCUUCAUUGGGAGAGAGAUGCAGCUUCCCAGAAGACACAGAAUCCUGCAGAACCUGCAGAGGUUUUACCUGUAAAAGUCAGCAGUCAGCGGGAAGUUGUGGCAGGACAGCAGAACCAAUCUGAAUUGAGCCACAAUGCAGAGCCUCCUCCGAAACGCCACAAACUCUGUGAAGACAACAGUGCCCUACAGACACACUCCAUUACUUCCUUUGGAAACAAGGUUCAGGGCUCCAGUCGUUUGUCCCUUUUCUUGACAGCAUGUGGCCAGGAUCUUGAACAGGUCAUCGGUAGGGACUAUGUGUGGGAGUGUCAGGGUAUUUCUCUGAAGACCUUUUACCUGUGCGAAGUCUGUGAAAAGACGCUCUCAACCCAUGACAUCUGUCAACAUAUGGUCAGCCGUGACCACCAGCUCCAGCACUUGAGGAGGGAGCAUCAAAGGUGCCUGGAGAUGUUUUGGCUGCAGGACGACCUGCCUCCUGAAUUUAAAGCUGGGCUAUUAAAGGACAUUGUCCGAGAGCUGUCAAAGCGGGAAAGGUUCCUUAAAGUGGACGCGCAGUCUGUAUUGCUUCGACCUGAGUUCCAUGAAUCUCUCCGGACCGCUCCAUUCACUGAAGCACUGAAAAUUGUGAAAAGCAUCGCAAAUGAACACAAACAAGCUGCUUUUCAUCGACCGGCCUCCGCUUUCCCUAAGAGUGAGCGCCACCAGACCAGGCAGCAGACUGCAGACCUGCAGAGCAUACAGAAUAAUCUUCCUACAGAGAGGCUGUCUGCUCAGGUGCUUGAGAAAAAGCAGAGAAGUGAAACAGCUGGUUUGAAUCCAGAAAAAACUUACUCUGAAGAGGAAUCCCUGGCUGACGGCUCUUCAAAGCCUGAUCAUGAGGUCUUUAAAGACCAGAUUGUUGGUCUAGAACCAUGCAGUAGUGCCACUCAGAAGCCUGAAUGUAUAACGACAGUCUCCCCACUCAUUAUGAAACAAAGUCCAGUGGAAGAGAAAUCUUCUAACUCAAAGGUUUGUCGUGGUUUGGAUCCCAGUGAAGAGCUCUGCAGUAGUUCUCUUCAGCCACACACCAAACCCUCUGUCUCUCAGCUUGAAGAAACUUUUACCCCUAUGGAUCUAAAUGCUACUUUCUCAAAAGGUGAUGUACAUCCCAGUCCAGAGGCAUUGCCAUUAAGAGAACGAGAUUAUAGUGAUGGCUCUCUGCAACCAGAGUUGACAGUGACUGUUCCUCAGCUUCAAAGCUCUGAUCCGCUACCGGUAUCCUCUGCAAUCAACCCUGAAGUAUCCAUUCCAGAUGAGCUUCCUCGCACUGUGGGAAGACAACUUGAAGUAUCCAUGAAUACAUUGUUAGAAACCAGCAGCUCAAUAUCAGCUGAAUGUACAGCAGCACCAAAGACAUGUGAGAGUGGAUCCAGCUUGCAGUCAGCUGCAGUGUACACCUCAUCUAACCCUGUGACGGGCGAGGUUGCUUUGUUGGGUACAAGAAGAUGGGAGUUUCUCUCGGGGCUAAUCGGCGUGUUGAAACGAAACAAUUAUGGUCCUUCAACUUCAAAAACUGCUGAUAGAGACUUCAUGAAGGCCAGCUCACCACUUGGUGCAUCUGAAUGCAAUGCUGUAGUUCCUAACGCUGGCUUCGGAGAACUACAGAGGUCACAAAUCAACGUUUCCCAGGAAACCUGUAGAAUUGUAAACAACCCAGAGCCCAUGGAGACUGGAAUCAGUCAGCUGCCUAUUAACACCAUCAUAACUGCCAGGUCAGACCACAUGAGGCAGACCUCUAGAGGACACACUCUUACUGAGGUGAACAGACGACACCAACUCCAUUUUCACUCUGAUCUAACUCCCAGCCCUCCUAACUUUAUGGCAGUUUCAGGAGGAAACAAUCCUCACACCCAAGCUGCUUUUCUCCCUGGACUUCCAGACUCUGCUCCCACACAGAGCCCCUUCCCCCUCAAUGCUUUUAGCAUCUAUCAGCAGUAUAUCUAUCCAAGCCAGCAGGUGGUUCACCCCGUCAGCAUGCAUUCAUUUGGGUACAGUUUAACUGCACAAAUGCCUCCAAGUUCGGGAAAUAUGGAGAUGCAGCAGUACUACUCCAUGAUGAGACCAGAAAGUGACCAAUAACUGUUUCUAUUUUGUUUUCAUGGUAAUCCUGUAAAGGCUAUCAGAACGUUUGUGUUUCUUUUUUUUCUUUUGUACUUUAUUAGGUUGCAGUAGAAUUCUGUUUAAGGUAAUGAUUUCAAAUUUUGUAAUUUUAGUGUUUUUUUUUUUAUCUAUUUUAAUCUGUUUGUGUUUUAUAAGUUGUUUCAGAAAUGAAAUGAUUACUUGUACCAUUUUGAUAUGUUUACAUUAACUCAUUUUAGAGCUUUUUUUUCCAUUUGGAAAGUUAAAAAGGACCUCAAUUA
This is a messenger RNA of Cyprinodon variegatus (sheepshead minnow), 3294 nucleotides long. RefSeq lists its product as uncharacterized. The record is from RefSeq and is a predicted model, not a curated record. NCBI's taxonomy places the organism in Eukaryota, Metazoa, Chordata, Actinopteri, Cyprinodontiformes, Cyprinodontidae. Bases 311 to 3013 code for a protein of 900 amino acids. The transcript is spliced from 16 exons.